AUGAGCUUCCAGUUCUCUCCGCGGAUCCUUCCCCAAUCAUGGCUCUUUUGGAGUGCGAUCUGCGCUGAAACCACGCUCGCUGCUUUUGCAAUCGUCUUGACCCUGAAGCGUUCACUCACGCGCCGUGUUGUCAACCUCGUCCUGACCCUAUUGGUAUGCACUGAGAUAAGCCUUCUGCCUUCUUUAGGAGGCCCGCCGGUCUUGAAAGGCCUUUUAUCCUUUUUCAUCCUGCUCAAGGCAUGCCACCUUGCCAGCAUCUUCGCCGUAAUUGGAAUUGAACUCCGAGACCAUAUCGAUUACGCAACACUACGCAAUUCUCGAAUCAUCCCACAGCUCCUGGCAGCGUCCGGACUGGUAUUCAGCUUCCGUGGCAUCGGCACACCAUGGGAGAUCAAGAUCCUCAAGGCUCAGGCUCAGCCACAUGCUACUCCUCCGACUCGCUCACGCUGUUUGCUUCGUCGGGCAGCGAGAGUGCUCCUGCAAAUCUUUGCCGUCGACCUAAUCUUCUUCGGCUACAUUGAUAGCCACCAGCGAUGGAAGCCGCAGGUAUUUGAUUUUGAAACAGAAUUCCUUGGCCCGAAUACAACAGCCGAGCAACUCAUCGCACGCUCUCACCUAUGCAUCGUCGGUAUAGUGGGCCUUGCGAUGCUGAUUGACCUGGCACACGGUCUUCUCGCCAUAACGUUUAUUGCUACCGGCCUGACAUCCUGCGCGCAGUGGCCUCCAGCAUUUGGGCGUAUCAGUGAUGCAUACACCGUUCGCCGAUUCUGGGCCAAAACAUGGCACCAAUUUCUCCGCUGGCCAACACUAUCCGUGUCUACCUGUGUGCGCCGCCAUCUGCGCCGCGUCAUUCAACUCCCACCCCUAGCAGACCAACUCCUCUCUCUUAUAAUGGUCUUCAGCCUAUCCGGCUUCUUCCACCAGGCGGCAGCGGUAUACACCGAUGUUCCAGGGAGUCUGGUAGGGAUAUCGUCAUUCUUCAUGAUAUCGCCAUUGGCAAUGCUGUUUGAGGAGGGCGCUCAGCGGGUUUACUGCGAGGUCCUGGUCCCACGCUUGGGAUGGCGAGUGCCGCGGCACUGUGGAUAUCUAUUGGGAUAUCUCUGGACGUAUCUGUGUAUAUACUUGUUUGCCCCGUGGUUUCUGUUCCCGAUAUUCAGACUGCCUCUGGAUAGAGACCACCUGGGUGAUUAUAGCGUGACGAAAGCAUUUGGGGCGACUGCUACGGGUGCAUUGAUUGCUCUUGCAGGCCUGGGGGUUAGAUAUGCCUCCUGGUAA
Aspergillus mulundensis is the source of this 1275-nucleotide messenger RNA. Its product is annotated as wax synthase family protein. The record is from RefSeq and is a predicted model, not a curated record. The transcript has 2 exons. Lineage: Eukaryota; Fungi; Ascomycota; Eurotiomycetes; Eurotiales; Aspergillaceae. Bases 1 to 1275 code for a protein of 424 amino acids. Gene Ontology annotation, biological process: lipid metabolic process.